AUGAGCCACAUAUUGGUGCUUCUCUUCACACUUGCGUUGACUGCUGCUGCUGGUGUCAUUAACAACAGCACAAAUGGGUCUCAGCCCCACAGGCUGCUCAUAGGCUUCCAGGCUCCCUGGAACAUGUCCUUCCCCUUCAGCGCCCUGCGGCUGGGCUCGGCCAUACAGAUAGCCGUGGAGAAGGUGAACACAAAUCCCUCCUUCCUGGGGAACUACAGUCUGAAUUUUGUGUACACAGAUACAGACUGUAAUCCCAAAGUUUCCCUGGGAGGAUUCAUUCAGCAGGUGUGGGAAGAAAACGUGUCCGCACUCUUUGGUCCAGCGUGUCCCGGAGAGGCCGAGGUUACUGGUCUCAUUGCAUCAACAUGGAACAUCCCUAUGUUCGGGUUUGUGGGACAAUCCUCCAAGAUGGACAACAGCGAUAUCUACAACUCCUACAUCAAAGUUGUGCCCCCUCUUAAAAGAAGCUCAGAGGUCCUGGUGAAGACACUGGAGUUCUUCGGGUGGAGUCACGUGGCGAUGAUCGGAGGGGGACUAGACUCAAACACCUGGGACAAAGUGGACGCUUUGUGGAAAACGAUUGAGAAUCCGCUGAGAGCUAAAUUCAAACUGACUGCGGCCGUCCAGUUUGACACCAGCAACCCUCAUCUCAUUUAUCGAAAUGUUAAGUACAUCUCAACAGUCGCCAGAGUGAUUGUGGUGCUAACAAACCGAGAGGACUCGAUGGCUCUGUUGCUGGAGGCCGAGCGACAGGGUCUGAUGAAUGGCGACUACGUCUUCUUCCUGGUGCAGCAUUUUGAAGAUAACUUGUGGAAAUAUGCCCUGAACAGCACGGAAAGCCAAGAGUCCAUGAGAGCUUUCGACAUGGCCUUUAUCAUUGGGCAGAAAUCCUACAAUGGCUACGAGUAUUACGACUUCUUUGAGCAAGUUUUUAAAAGGCUGAAAGGGCACCCGUUUAGGAGCAACCUGACAUCUGAAAGAGAGGUGAGCCCCUACUCUGCCUACCUGCAUGACGCGGUGCUUCUUUACGCAAUGGGGCUGAAGGAGGUCCUCAAAGAUGGGAAAGACCCUCACGAUGGAUGGGAGGUGCUACAGAGGCUGAAAAAUAAAAACAACAUUCGAUUUCAUGGUGCCUCUGGACUAGUCCACUUUGACCAGGAGGGGGAGAGAAAUCUGGACUAUUCCAUUUUUGACCUGCAGCAUUCGGGAGACAACACCAAGUUCGUGCCCAUUCUCCAUUUUGACAGUCACAGCAAAGCUAUCCGGCCAACAUCUAUGUUUGCUUCUGUGGUUUGGCCCAGAGGACAACCUCCUUCUGAUAAACCAGAAUGUGGUUUCAACAACGAACUCUGUGAAUGGCUGAUCAAUGACAUCGCCCUGCUGGCCCUGCUUGUGACCUUCCCCGUCGUUGGUGUGCUUGCAGUUUUGUGCAUCGGGGUCCUCAUUCUGCAGAAGUUCCGACUCCAGACGAGGCUCGAUGACUCCUGCUGGUGGCUCAUCAACUACAGCGACAUCACCAUCAUCAGGGAGCCCUCAGGAAUUCAGGGCUUAUCUAUAAGCACCACGGGCAGUCAGAGUGGGAGCGGGGGCUCUCAGUCCACUUUCUCUAACAACAGCUAUGGCCUGAGGGACAAGACAGGGAGAGAAAACGUCUACACCACCAUAGGUCUCUACCAGGGCAAUCAAGUGGCCAUCAAGUACAUCAAGAACUAUGUUAGCUGUAAUUUCCAGAAGCCUUCAAUUAUCACAGAGUUCAGUAAGAUGAAAGAGAUGAAACAUGAGAACUUGGUGCAGUUCUUUGGUGUGUGCAUCGAGCCACCAAAUGUGUGUUUGGUCAUCCAGUACUGCAAGAAAGGCAGUCUGAAGGAUGUUUUAAAGGCUUCAGAUGUUGAGCUGGAUGGGAUGUUUAAACUCUCUUUUGCUUAUGACAUUGUAAAUGGAAUGGAGUUCAUUCACAAGAGUAGCCUGAAAUUCCAUGGGAACCUGAAGCCCAGCACAUGUCUGGUGGAUAGUCGACUCCAGAUCAAACUCUCUGGCUUCGGACUGUGGGAGUUUAAAAACAAGGUCAUCCCACUGGAAAACCCCAAUUAUGAAGAGAUGUACUGGACAGCCCCCGAACUCUUGAGACAAGUCGGUCUCCGGGUCACUGGGACGGCCAAAGGUGAUGUCUACAGCUUUGCCAUCAUCAUGUGGGAGCUCAUGUACAACUUUAAAGCUGGCCCAUACCAUGACAUCGACCUGGAGCCCAAAGAGAUUAUCAUGCAGUUGCGGAUGCCUUUCCAAGGGGAACCCCUCCGACCAGUGCUGUGUGAGCAGCAGUGUGAUGAUAACAUCAACUCACUGCUGAGGGCCUGCUGGAGUGAAAACCCUGACCACCGACCACCGUUUGGGUCAAUACGGAGACAGCUGAAGGACACCAGCCCAGACAGCCAUGCAAAUAUACUGGAUAAUAUGGUGGAUAAGUUGGAGAAAUAUGCAAAUCACUUGGAGGAGGUGGUGGAGGAGAGGACCAAUCAGCUCACAGCAGAGAAGGCCCGUGCAGACAAGCUUCUCUCCAGCAUGUUACCAAGGUACAUUGCAGAUCAGCUGAUGGCAGGGAAGUCGGUGGAGCCGCGGAGCUACGAGAUGGUGACCAUUUUCUUCUCCGACAUCGUGGGUUUCACCUCCAUGUGCUCUGUUAGCUCUGCGAUGGAGGUGGUCACAUUCCUCAAUGACCUCUACAGUCUCUUUGACGACAUAAUCAAGCUGUACGAUGUCUACAAAGUGGAGACAAUUGGAGAUGCAUAUAUGGUAGCCAGUGGUCUACCCAUCAGCAACGGCAAUAAGCACGCUUUGGAGAUAUCCACAAUGGCUCUGCAUUUCCUGAGUGCCAUUAAGGUCUUCAGAAUCCGCCAUAUGCCUACUGAGAGUCUUGCAAUUCGCAUCGGGAUACACUCUGGUCCAGUGGUCGCUGGAGUAGUGGGCACCACUAUGCCUCGCUACUGUCUGUUUGGAGACACGGUGAACAUGGCCUCUCGGAUGGAAAGUAACAGCCUACCCCUGAAGAUUCACAUAUCUCAGAGCACUGCAGACAUCCUUGUCCAGGCUGGAUCAUUUGAACUGGAGGAAAGAGGAGAAAUCGAAAUGAAGGGUAAAGGGUGUCAUAAGACCUACUGGUUGCUGAGCAAAAAUGUAUUUAAUCCUCCUCUUAUUGCUCACAGCUCUCCGCCAGCUGACGGUCUCAAACUGCAAGCAGAGAAACCAGGAGUGGCCAGAGCUUCUGAGAAAAAGGCCCAUCAAACCCAGACCAAAGCUAACACGAGUGAUGCCAUGAUUACUACAGUGAACAUUUAAAGAACAAGUGGAUAUUCUGACCAUGUUUUGGAUAAAUUAGCGGGAAUAUCUGGAAAUGACAAUUCCAUAGGUCUCACAGAAAAGCCAUGUAAAACAAGUUUGUUUCUCCGCUUGUGAAGAGGAGGAGUGGAGACAAAGUGUGGACCAAGACUGGAGUGAAAAUGCAAACUGACGAUGUGAGAAUCAUUUACAGCCUGGAUUACAACAUUUGUGCUUUCAAACUCCUGAUAAAGGAGGCUGAAGAUACUUUUUAAUCUUAAUUCUUUGUGAUUUGACCACGAACGAGAUGCACCCUGUCGCAAACUGUUCAUUGUAGCAUAUUUUUUUGUGCAAUGACUUGACUAAAUGAUUUUUAAUGACAUUUUAUGUUAGGUAACCCAAAAGCACAGACCUUCAAGCAAUUUUGAUGGCGCUUGUGAUAACAUCCAUCAUCUAGCUGAUCACAGUUUGGAAACCAUAAACAAGGAAUUGACGUGUUUUUAUUAUUGUGUCAUAUAAUUAUGGCCAAAACGCCACAAAUUCAUAUAAGCCAGAACCAAAGCCAGAUAGAUACAUUUACAUUCUUCAACCAAUACUAUUAAAAAAAAAAACUUCUAAAAGUAGAAAACCAACUUUCACAAUUAUGUGUUUGGUUUGGGACAAAAUUCAUUCAGGAAAAAUCACUGACUAUAUUACUCUGGACAAUUCAGAGAAAGUGAAAUUGUCCAUCUUGCCUUCAAUUCCAGGCUUUUGAGACAAAGUUAGCAAACAUAAACACCUCAAAAUUAAAUAACCAUUCCCCCUUUUUUAUGUUCUUUACACCAGUAUGUUUUUUUUCUCAACAACUGUCCUCUAUGAUAACCUCCACACCUCCCUGACCUAUGUUGUUAGAUCGAGGGGUAUAAGGGUGAAAUUAAUCAGACUUCAACCACUUAAAUCCAAACAAACCCCUCCUACUGCAAUGUUGUCCUGCUGGCUUCAAGUGCCGUUUUAUUUGAUGAGCAGCUGGACACAUUUAUGUAAGAGAUGAGAGGAGUUUUUUUUUAAUAUAAAAAUAUAAAAAAUAUAUACAAUACUCAAAAAUGAUUGUUUUGGCACAUCUUAAGCAUGUAACAAGAGAUGAAUGAAUAAUGAGCACAGGAACGCAGGAUUAGAGGUUUAAAUAUGUAUUUUUCAUUUCAUUUCACUGCCUUUAAACCAGCAACCACAUAAUACUGUAUUCACCUGCCCCUGAUUUCCAAGAAAAUAUUUUGCAAAACUGUUUUUCUUGCACUUUGUAUUUAAGUCAGAGAUCAGACAGCCUCAAUCACGGCUUUAUAUUUUGAAAUAAAAAUAAUUGACCUGAUAAAAAUGUACGAAAAUCUGUUACUCCGGUGAAUUGGUAACAACGGCAUUUAUAAUGUGUUUUCAUUUCGUUUUCAGGGCCGAUCACUGCUUUUAAUCCCAAUAUGGCUUGAGGAGUGAAUAAAGCAAAUAUUUUCAAAAAUGGUUAUCUAUAUAUUACCAUAUAUCCAUAAACACUAUUGUCACACAUUCACAAUUGUUCUAGGUAGUAUCAUUGGAAUAGAAGAAAUAUCAAAGUACGUUAAGCUUACUUUGUUAUGUUUAUUGUGUUGCUGUCAUGUCGAGACUUUGGUUUUAGCUUUUUGACUGAAUAAAACAGUUUAUUUAUUUACUACAUUGCGAGUGUAGCAGAAUUUACUGAAAUGUAUGUGUGAAAUUUCUGAAUCACUGUUAAACUGGAUUUUGUGAGAGGUCAUGAAGGUCAAUGCAGCCUCUGAUGCCGCCAACUGAUAAGCGGAUUCUUUGAUGUGUAGAGUCCUUUUCCUGGGCCCAGAAUAAAUAAAUUCAUUAGGACAACGCAGACUGACCAGAUAGUGUGUUUCUUUAUUCAUCUGCGAGGACUCCCGGAAGUUUUUUUAAAGGUUUGUGCA
This is a messenger RNA of Xiphias gladius (swordfish), 5246 nucleotides long. It is a transcript of the gene gucy2g, whose product is annotated as guanylate cyclase 2g. Gene Ontology annotation, biological process: intracellular signal transduction; protein phosphorylation; cGMP biosynthetic process. Lineage: Eukaryota; Metazoa; Chordata; Actinopteri; Istiophoriformes; Xiphiidae. The record is from RefSeq and is a predicted model, not a curated record. Gene Ontology annotation, cellular component: membrane. Gene Ontology annotation, molecular function: ATP binding; peptide receptor activity; guanylate cyclase activity. The transcript is spliced from 22 exons. Bases 1 to 3333 code for a protein of 1110 amino acids.